AUGUCUGCAAAUCCAUUUCAAAUGCAGCUGCUAGAGCAGGCAAGUAGCUUACAGAUAAAGACUUUAGAUGUCAGUGACAAUUUUACUGUCAUAGUUUCUCCUGGAAAUAUAACCAUUACUGCAGAUCCACAAAUUGAAGUUGGAAACUACCUAGUGGGUCAACCCAUUACACUUACGUGCAAUGGCAUGAUUGGAACAUACGACCCAGAAGAAGGGCAAACAUGGCAAUGGUCAUGGCAAUACCAGGAUUAUGAGAGCUACAGCUGGGCACUCUAUCAAAAUCCAAAUGACAUCACCAAGGAGCCACCUUUUAAAGGGACAAGCUCAUGUCAGUACUAUCAGAUCAGCAGACUUACUGUAAACCUGACUCUUGAGGACUCCCAGCGAACAUACAAGUGUAUUGUACAAGCAACCAAUAACCAAGGCUCUUCUGAUGCUCAGUAUACUCUGGGAAUCGUUGCUGACACGGAUUUGUCGUUCCCUACUACGGCAGUGACUUCAACUCCAGGUCCAGAAGCCUCUACAAACAAGUGUUUGCCCUCUAUUGGUGUCAACUCUAAAUGUAAGAUUUUAAAUUUUUUUAUAAGUUAAUAUAAGAUUUAGGCAUAUAGCAUGAGUUAAAUUGUAUCUGUAAAAUGCACAGUUUUACGUGCUAGUAGGCAGGCAGUUUUUUAUUUUACUUUUUUAAAGAAAACAUAGAGGAAGUAUUAUCUCACUGAUCAUAGUUCAUUUAUUGUUCUAUACACCAAAAAAAAAAAUUACAAGUAAAAGCCAA
This is a messenger RNA of Pomacea canaliculata, 775 nucleotides long. RefSeq lists its product as uncharacterized. The coding region runs from base 1 to 591 and encodes 196 amino acids. NCBI's taxonomy places the organism in Eukaryota, Metazoa, Mollusca, Gastropoda, Architaenioglossa, Ampullariidae. The record is from RefSeq and is a predicted model, not a curated record. The transcript is spliced from 5 exons.